This is a messenger RNA of Elgaria multicarinata webbii, 1812 nucleotides long. It is a transcript of the gene MMP25, whose product is annotated as matrix metallopeptidase 25. Gene Ontology annotation, molecular function: metalloendopeptidase activity; zinc ion binding. The transcript has 10 exons. Gene Ontology annotation, cellular component: extracellular matrix. Gene Ontology annotation, biological process: proteolysis; extracellular matrix organization; collagen catabolic process. The coding region runs from base 1 to 1680 and encodes 559 amino acids. Lineage: Eukaryota; Metazoa; Chordata; Lepidosauria; Squamata; Anguidae. The record is from RefSeq and is a predicted model, not a curated record.
AUGCGCCUGCUGGUGGUGGUUCUCCUGGCUUCUCUCUGCCUCAUCGCCCAGGGCAGGGCAGGACCAUCCAGUACCCACGAGAUCAGCAAAGGGCUGGAGUGGCUGACCCGCUAUGGCUACCUUCCUCAGCCAGAUCCCAGAGCAGCCCGUCUUCAAACCCAAGGAGAACUGACCAGCGCCAUCAAAACAAUGCAAAGGUUUGCAGGACUGCCUGCAACCGGGAAUCUGGACCAGAAGACCUUGGACAUGAUGAGCCAGCCCCGCUGCUCCCUCCCCGACAUCAUCGGCACCUCUGAGCUCAUGCGUCGGCGGCGCAGGAAGAGACGCUACGCGCUCAGUGACAACGUCUGGCAGAAGAAGGACUUGACGUGGCACGUCCGUUCCUUCCCCCGCUCCUCGCAGCUGUCAAAUGAUCACGUCCGGAACAUUUUCUACUACGCUUUCCGGGCCUGGAGCAAUUCCUCGGCCUUGACCUUCCGCGAGGUGAUUUCUCCACAAGCGGACAUCUUGGUGGACUUCACCCAAGCCUAUCACAAAGACAGCUACCCUUUCGAUGGGCCCGGAGGCACCCUAGCCCAUGCCUUCUUCCCCGGAGAACACCCCAUUUCGGGUGACACCCAUUUCGAUAACGAAGAGACGUGGAUUCAUGACCCAAACAACAUGUCACCAGGUCAUGGCACGGAUCUCUUCGCUGUAGCAGUGCACGAGUUUGGUCACGCCUUGGGACUGGCUCACUCUUCUGCCAAGGAGUCCAUCAUGAUCCCAUAUUACCAGGGCCCAGUUGGGUUGCCCCACCUGUACCGUCUCCCGCAAGACGAUGCCAUAGGAAUUGAACAAAUCUAUGGGAAGCGUCAGGCUGGUUCACAUCCAGAUAAAGAUGUCCCAGCAUUACCAGUCCCCACAGCCCGCCCCAUUCCUGACCUACCACCAUACCAGCCCACACAAGGGCCACGGCAGCCGUCGCCUGAUCGUUGUCAGGGCCAUUUUGAUGCCGUUGCUGACAUCCGUGGAGAAGUUUUCUUCUUCAGGAAGAAGCAUUUCUGGCGGAUGCAAGCAGCCCGGACUCUGGUUUCACUGGAGCCGGCUCAGAUCCUCCGGUUCUGGAAUGGCCUCCCCCAGGAUUUCACGGCUAUUGACGCCGUGUACGAGCGCAUCAACGACAGCCAAAUCGUGUUCUUCAUUGGGUCCCAGUACUGGGUUUUCACAGAUACUCAGGUCAACCCAGGCUACCCCCGUCCCACAUCGGACCUCGGCCUCCCUCGCGGCACAGCUGUUGGGGCUGUAUUUGUGUGGCCCCACAAUCGCAAGACGUACCUCAUAGAAAAGGGUCAAUACUGGCGUUACGAUGACCAGUUGGGCCAGGUGGAACCCGGAUACCCCAAGCCCGUCACCCUCUGGAAAGGGGUACCUCCUGAACUGGAUGACGUCACUCGGUGGAAUGAUGGCAACACCUACUUCUUCAAAAAUAGCCAUUAUUGGCGCUUUACUGGCGGCAACGUGGAGUCAGACGCAGGCUACCCGCGGUCCACCGCACGCGACUGGAUGCAUUGCCAGGGGGAUCCCACCCCUGACCCGGGGCACACGGAAGGACAGGGGCCGAUGUGCAUCUGUGGGGCAUCAGCCCUCCAAGCAGCCCCAAUCUUGGCUUGGAUCCUGGCUUUCAUUUGGGCCGCAUGCUGACCCCGAGCCGGCUACGAAAUGAUUGCAAAACUUUAUAUACAGCUAAAGGAAGGGACCGGCCAGCAGGAGAAUGCGGCAACCCUUUGGUGCAGCCUUCGAGUAAUUGUUUCCCCCUUCAUUCCCUCCACCCCA